Molecule: messenger RNA, 2860 nt
Organism: Vitis vinifera (wine grape)
Lineage: Eukaryota; Viridiplantae; Streptophyta; Magnoliopsida; Vitales; Vitaceae
Exons: 19
Coding region: 335-2752 (805 amino acids)
Source: RefSeq, a predicted model, not a curated record
GUGGGCGAAUCUUCGGUUUUUUAUUUAUUCGAUAUUUUCGAGGGUUUUCUCUGAAAAGUUAAAACCUUAAUUAUUAAUUUAAUUAAGGUUAAUUAGUUAGUUAAAAUUAAUUUUCUUUUUUUUUUUCAUCGUCUUUUGGUUCUGUUUGGGGCUUUGGGGGUUCUCUCUUUCCAGGAAAACGAGCUUCGCUUUGUUAUGGCCGUCUGAGCGCUCGUUCUCUCUCUAGACUUUUUUUUUUCUUUCUCUAGAGUUUCUCUUUCUAGAGCACAGUCGCUGUGGUUGUUUCUUUUUCUCUCUCUCUCUAUUAUCGGUGGAAGGAGCAGAAUUAUAAAUAAUGGCAAAGAAUGAAGACAAAGGUAGCCCUGGAUGGAGUGCUUCAUUCUUCAUGCAGACAACAGAUGUUGCAAGAGCUGUUGCUGCUGCAGCAGCUGCUGCCACUGCUGCUCCUUCACCACGACCAUCUGUUGUAUUUUCAUCAAAAGAUGACAAUAGUCAACUUCAGAAACUACAGAACCAACUUACAAGACUACUAAAGGGCUUCUCACAUACUCCUGAAGUGAAAGGUGUAAAUUACAAUCCAGAAAUCUUGACCAGUCAAAAACGCCAAUGGGCAAGCUUUCAGUUGCAGUCAUUGGAUCAUAGGUCUUUGAAAGAGCCAUCGAGGCUUUUUGAGAGCAUGGUAGUUGUUGGACUUCAUCCUAACUGUGAUAUCCAUGCACUUCAAAGACAGUUCUUUGCAAGAAAGAAUGAAGGUUCAGGGAAAUUCCGGAAUGCACUGAGUGGUCAGCAUCAAUCUCGUGUGGAACCUAACAUUGAACCUCAGGUCUUAUUUGUUUACCCACCAGAAAAACAGCUACCUCUUAAAUAUAAGGACCUUCUUUCGUUCUGCUUUCCUGGAGGCGUGGAGGUUCAUGCUAUCGAGAGAACUCCUUCCAUGAGUGAGUUGAACGAAAUACUUAUUGGACAGGAACACCUUAAACAAAGUGACCUGUCCUUUGUAUUCCGGUUGCAGGUUGCUGACGAUUCAACUCUGUACGGAUGCUGCGUGUUAGUCGAAGAAUUAGUGCAAAAAUCAUCUGGAUUGAUUUCCAUGAUUUCUGAUAAACAACCUUUUUGCUCAUCUUUGAGCCGUCACACAUUAACCACACGGCGAUGUUAUUGCAUUCUUUCAAGGCUUCCAUUCUUUGAGUUACAUUUUGGUGUUUUGAAUAGCAUCUUGACCGAAGAAAGGUUGGAACGCUUAACAAAAGGAAUUGCUGCUUUAGAUAUGGAAUCACAAGGGCAUUACAGUAAUGAAGAAGAUUUAGAAGAAAAAUCAGAUAAUCUUUUAACUCAGCAUAAAGACGCGGAGGAUAUGCUGAGUGGAAUCACUGAGAUUUGCCCAUUAAGUUCGAGAGAUUCUACCCUUGGAAGAGUCAGUGAUGAUGGUAAUCACUUGCAGCAUCAAAUAAUUGAGGGGAAAUUUUCCUUGGUGAAUAAAGAUUUAAAUGAUAAUGCUGUUGCUCAAGUUGAUCUUGAAUCAGAAAAUCCUACAGCUAAAACAGACCCCAGAGAUGCAAUAAAGGUCCCUGAAGUUUGUGAUACAUGUUCUGAUGAUCUCAUGACAAACAAGCAAACAGUAGAAAGGCGUUUACCUAGUGCUGUUUUGCCACUUCUACGCUAUCAGUAUGAAAGCUCUGAAUCUUCCUCUAGUUUCCAGGGUUCUCCAAGUGAAGACAGGAAUUUUAGGAGUGACAUUGAUGAAACAGAGACAGAAGAGGCAUCUUUCUCUGGGCAGGAUGAUUCCAGUGACCACAGUGACAUUCUUGAAUGGGCUAAGGCAAGCAACAAGGGAUCCUUACAAAUAAUAUGCGAGUAUUACCGGCUACAUUGCCCUGCUAGGGGUUCAACAACUACAUUCCACCCUUUGGAACAUCUUCAUCCCUUGGAAUUUCAUAGACCUGAUGAAACAGUUUUACACAUUGCUGGUUCUACAAUUGAUUUGAGAUCAUGCAGCACAAGUUUGGAACUGGCUGAGGCACACAGUGCACUUUUGGUGGAGGAGGAAGCAACUGCUUUCUCUGUAUGGGCUGUUGCUUGUAUAUGUGGUUCAUUACGACUUGAGAAUGUGUUGACAUUGUUUGCAGGAGCAUUGCUGGAGAAGCAAAUUGUAUUUGUUUGUUCUAAUCUGGGAAUAUUGUCUGCUUCAGUUUUGUCAAUUGUUCCUCUUAUUCGUCCCUAUCAGUGGCAGAGCUGGCUAAUGCCCGUUUUACCAAAUGACAUGCUGGACUUUUUGGAUGCACCUGUCCCUUACAUAGUUGGUGUUAAGAACAAAACCAGUGAAGUACAGUCAAAGUUAACAAAUGUUAUCCUGGUCGAUGUGUACAAGAACCAGGUGAAGUCAUCAACAAUACCACAGCUGCCUAAGCAUAAGGAGUUGUUUUCAUCUUUAAGUCCUUAUCAUGCAAAGCUUGUGGGAGAAAGUUAUUUGGGGAGGAAAAGACCGGUUUAUGAAUGUACAGAUGUGCAGAUUGAGGCUGCCAAGGGUUUCCUAGGAGUAUUAAGAUCUUACCUGGACACUCUUUGCUCCAACCUGCGCUCUCAUACAAUUACAAAUGUUCAAUCCAAUGAUGAUAAGGUAUCAUUGCUUUUGAAGGAGAGUUUCAUCGACUCAUUCCCUAGUCGAGAUCGUCCAUUUAUGAAGCAUUUUGUGGACACACAACUCUUCUCAGUACAUACAGAUCUUGUUCUCUCUUUCUUCCAGAAGGAAUAGGGCUGCCAUGCUGGCUUGGAAAUGUAUCAUUCCUUUGUACCUUUAAUGGAAGUUCUAUAAUGUAUAAUUUUUUAUUUAUAUAAUAUAAAUUUUCUUGGUGUGGUACCA